GUUAACCCCUAAGAAAAUUCAUCCAGAAUUGACAAAAGUUUACGGGAACUUUGCUCCUUCAAUCUCAACCGUUAAAAAGUGGGCAGCUGAAUUUAAACGUGGUCGCACGUCGCUUAAAGAUGACCCAUGUGAAGGACGGCCAAAAACUGCAACCACACCGGAAACUAUCGAAAAAGUCCACAAUAUCGUGUUGGACGAUAGGCGAGUAAAGGUGUGUGAGAUAGCUGAGGCCGUAGGCAUAUCGGAAGAAAGGGUGCGAAAUAUUUUGCAAGAAGAAUUAGGUAUGCGAAAGCUCUGCGCAAGAUGGGUGCCGCAUUUGCUGAACGCACCUGCACACAAAAAUGUGUUGGCAAUGGGAAAACUGCGGGAUUUGAG
This is a messenger RNA of Dinoponera quadriceps, 375 nucleotides long. RefSeq lists its product as uncharacterized. The record is from RefSeq and is a predicted model, not a curated record. The annotation marks the transcript as partial. The transcript has a single exon. Lineage: Eukaryota; Metazoa; Arthropoda; Insecta; Hymenoptera; Formicidae.